GAAGAAAAUGAAUUUUUUAAAUACUAAUUCUUCCCAACAAAAAAUUAGUGAUGAAUUUGAACAAAUAAUUCCAAUGCAAUUAAAUGAACAACAACAACAAAUAAAUAACAACAAUUAUUCAAAACAAAUAAAUAAUUGUCAACAACCAUUUAAUCAACAUAUUCAACAUCAACAAAGGUAAUAAAUAAAUGUAUUUCAAAAAAAAACUUUAAAAAUUAUCAAACCCUUUAUAUACUCUCCCCUUUCCUCCUUUUUAAUCGGAAAUCUUUUAUUUUGAAUUGUUAUUUUCUUUUAUUUUUUUACUU
This is a messenger RNA of Meloidogyne enterolobii, 305 nucleotides long. Lineage: Eukaryota; Metazoa; Nematoda; Chromadorea; Rhabditida; Meloidogynidae. The record is from the annotation of a GenBank genome assembly.